Rotaria sordida is the source of this 2439-nucleotide messenger RNA. The record is from the annotation of a GenBank genome assembly. NCBI's taxonomy places the organism in Eukaryota, Metazoa, Rotifera, Eurotatoria, Philodinida, Philodinidae.
AUGAUGUCAUCUAAAAUCAACAAAAAUCAAGAAUAUUCGGCCAACUGUACAUGGCAACGAAAUUUAUCCGAUGCACGUGAUAUUCGCAUUAAUGUUGAAAAUAUUUUUGAUAGUUCGUUUCAAUUAUUGCUUGAUGUGUUGAAUAGUUUUAAAUCAUUAAAUGAUACUGAUCCGGCAGGUUUACUUUUAUCACUAUUUACAUGUGUUGGUCAUUUUUCUGGCGAUUCAGUUGUGAGAAUAACAAACCACGUCAGUAAUCUUAAUAUAUUUUUAUUAUUGAUUGGACCAUCAGGUGGUGGAAAAUCAAAAAUUAUAGCACCAAUAAAAACUAGUAUUAUUAAUACAAUUAAAGCCUUGGGAAUAUCAGACGAUGAAGCGGGAAUAGUCGAUGAUUUUACAACAACUUCUCUAUCUGCUAAGUUAGCAAAAUCUAACGUAUUCGUUGUCACAGAUGAAGCUGAAAAGCCUUUAUUAGAAAUGGGUUUUUAUUCACCAUUGUCUGAAGUUAGUGCAAGUGAUCGAAUUUCUGGAUGUAAAUUUUAUGGUAGCAUUCCAACAAGCAAAGAUACAAUGACAUACCAUUUAGAAAUUGCUUCACAUCUAUCUUUUGUUGGAGCAACAACAGGUCGUUUGUGGCACCGUUUAAUACAUUAUUAUUCUCAAGGUCAUCAAAGUGAUGGCUUUUCAGAACGGUUUAUACAUUAUGCCAUGCCGAAAAGAACAGACGGAUCUGCAAAUUUUUCUCAAUCAAUUGAUUAUGAUGAUAGUGACAAUGAUAAAAGUGAAAACGAAGAUGACAUUAGUGAUAAUGAUUAUGAAGUUGAAAAAUCGAAUAAAAUUCACAAAAAUCUUCCAAGUUUAUCACAAAUAUUAAUAAUUUCACGUUUACUAGGAAAGCGUGAAUUUAUUUUAUCUCGAAAUGGUACAAAAAAAUUUUUCAAUAAAGUACGCCAAUAUCAAGAAUUAUCUCAAUUUGAUAAAUCAAACGACGUUAAUUUUGGAUCAAGAAUGGGUAAAGCAGCAGAAAUUUUAUGUAAACUUGCUGCCAUUGCCGAAAUAUUAAGAAUAACUAUCGAAAUAUUGCAAAUUCUUCGAGCUCAAAACCAACUUCAUUUUGAUGAUACUAGUCUUAUAUUCAUUCGAAAGGCAACAACUUUGAUUGAACGUAAAUAUUCAUGUUCAAAUAUUAUAUUGGAAAUUCAAUCAUCAAGUUGUCAUAUUGCCGGUCAACUUCUAUGCAGUCAUCUGAUAAAGAUGUUAUUUGCAUUAUAUAAUACUGAACCAGUUCGUCAAAAUAUGAACAAAAUCAAACUUAAUUCGAUUUCUAUUCAUUCAACAAUAAUAACAAUUCGUCAACGUAUUAUUCAAAUGCCUCAACUUUUUUUUCUCAAACGAGAGUUAACAGGAUCUAUGGGUUUACUUCGUCAUUUUCCUAGCGACUUGGUCAGUACUGUCAUUGAUGAAUUAAUAAAUUAUCAGUUAAUACGACAAGGACCAUAUAUAAAUACUACUUCGCGUGGUAUAGUUCAUAUGAAAUCAUUUCCAUCUGAUAACAUAUUAAAUGAUCCAAUUAAACGGAAUAUGAUCAAUCAAUUAUUGACUGAAAUUAAAAUGGAUUUGGCAAAUUACAUGGUAAUAUUAUGUAAUAGUAGUAUUAAAGACAAACAAAUAUUAACUACAAAUGGGAUAGAAAUGUUAUUACUUCCUGAACAUAAACUAUUGCAUGAAAAUUUAAAAAAAAAUUAUCCAGAUCGUAAUUUCGAUAAUAAUUCAAAUGCAAUCACCAAUACAUUAAACAUAAAUAAUAAUACUUGUUCAACAACUGAAUUAAAUAAUAUUGUCUGUUUGAAUAGUAACAAAAUUUCAUCUACAUGUACACAAACUACUGUUGCUUCUACUGGAAAUGGUAUGUUAAUAUUUAAUAGUUGCAUAUCAAAACAUAAUUCACAUUUUGUAGAGAUGGCAUUUAAAGAAAGUGAUGGUACAAAGAAUGGUGUUCAAAUACUUGACAAUAAUGUAGAAUUGAAUAGUAACACAAUUAAUUCAGAACAAGCUUGUAAUUCUACUUUAAAUAUUGCAAAAAAAAUAGCACCUUCACUCAAUUAUACAUCACCACCAUCAAGUUCAAUUAAUUUUAUGGAUAAAAGAACGUCAAAUAGUCAAGUAGAACAUACUUAUUCACAAUUUAACCAAAUCGAAUAUAAUACGACAACAAAUCAAAUUUAUUCUUUGCAUAAUGACCAAGUUAAUACUUAUGUGAUAGAUAAACAACAUUUCAAUACAUGCAAUGUUAAAAAUUUAGAAAAUUAUAAUUGGGAACCAACGACAUCUAAUAUUGAACAUAAUGAAAUACUCGUGCCCCAUAAUUCUCAAAAAUAUAAACGACGAAAAUCCUCAACCAAAACCGUCAAAGCAAAACGAAAUAAUACAAAACAAUAA